Mycetomoellerius zeteki is the source of this 804-nucleotide messenger RNA. RefSeq names its product zinc finger protein 736. Gene Ontology annotation, biological process: regulation of transcription by RNA polymerase II. Gene Ontology annotation, molecular function: RNA polymerase II cis-regulatory region sequence-specific DNA binding; DNA-binding transcription factor activity, RNA polymerase II-specific. Lineage: Eukaryota; Metazoa; Arthropoda; Insecta; Hymenoptera; Formicidae. The record is from RefSeq and is a predicted model, not a curated record. The coding region runs from base 1 to 804 and encodes 267 amino acids. The transcript has 5 exons.
AUGGAUAAAUUGAUAAAAGGUUUGCUGGCACAAAUGCUGAUGUCGCAGGACAAUAACGAGUGGAGUCAACGUCGAGCGAGUGGAUCAUCAUACAAGAUGUCCAGAGGUAUCCGAAAGAAAAGCAUAGGCGAUGCCAAAUAUGAGUGUGGCAGGUGUGGAAAAACAUACAAGGCCACGACAUCCUUGAGCCGACACAAACGACUUGAGUGCGGUGUCGUGCCUUGCGAGAUGGUGAACAAAUUUGAACUGAAUGCUAGCCGCAUGAAUGCGUUUCUACAUUUAAAUAACGUAAAUUGUGGCCAAAUGGAACCGCUACCGAAGCAAUAUUUAUAUGGCGAAUGCGGCAAGAUGUAUAAAUGGAUGGACAAUCUACGCCGACAUCAAAGACUGGAGUGCGAUAACAAAGAUGAACUGUCCAAUUGGUUAAUUGAACCAUUCGUAAAGCAGGAGCUCCAUGAAGGAGGCUACUUCGAGUUUGUGACUGUCUCCAACCAACUGUCUUCAGAGCACGAGAAUGAGCAAUGCACCGCGGAAAAGAGCAACGAUGAGGAACCGGAAAUCUGCGAGGUAGCCUUUCACGGUCAGCUUAAGUACCUGCUGUGUGACUCGCCGAUCCUUAACAACGUGGAGGCAAAUGUGGUCCAGAAAAAUUCCAAGUCUUGCCAGCAAUUCCGUUGCGAUGGCUGUGGCAGAACAUACACAAGAGUCGACAGCCUGAAACGUCAUCAACAGAAAUGCGACGAACUUCUGGCGUCAUUUCAGGAUCGGCAGGAAGCGUUAGAAAGGCUUCAACAGCAAUUGUAA